Molecule: messenger RNA, 5344 nt
Organism: Trichomycterus rosablanca
Lineage: Eukaryota; Metazoa; Chordata; Actinopteri; Siluriformes; Trichomycteridae
Product: radixin
Exons: 15
Coding region: 326-2071 (581 amino acids)
Biological process (GO): regulation of cell shape; positive regulation of early endosome to late endosome transport; regulation of organelle assembly
Cellular component (GO): microvillus; adherens junction; cytoskeleton
Molecular function (GO): actin binding; cell adhesion molecule binding
Source: RefSeq, a predicted model, not a curated record
CUCUGGUGCUCCUCUGCCUCUUUCUGUUAGCGGUGGAUUAAACCGAACCGGCUCAACCUUCACUCAUCAUUUUCACCACCGUUACAAGCUGUGUGCCAACCGGACGCGAGGGCUUCAAACCUCCACACAUUCAGGACAUUCUUUGUGUCCGUGUUUAUGAGUUUGAACAGCGUUUCUGGAAUUGAUAGUUGGUUUUAGGAGACGCAGCGCUUGAACCAAGGUCCUGUGGCAGUGGAUUCGGGUCGUCCUGUAUCCGAGGACGAGUUUUUCUUUCUUUUUUUUUUUUUUUUUCCUUCUUGGAUAAGGGAAAAGGUUGAAGGCCAAGAUGCCGAAACCGAUCAACGUACGGGUGACUACGAUGGAUGCCGAGCUGGAGUUUGCCAUCCAGCCGAACACCACAGGCAAACAACUGUUUGACCAGGUGGUGAAGACUGUGGGGCUGCGUGAGGUCUGGUUUUUUGGGCUACAGUACACAGACAGCAAGGGCUACACCACAUGGCUAAAGCUCAAUAAAAAGGUAACCCAGCAGGACGUGAAGAAGGAGAACCCUUUGCAGUUCAAGUUCCGAUCAAAGUUCUUUCCAGAGGAUGUCUCUGAAGAGCUGAUUCAGGAGAUCACACAGCGUCUUUUCUUCCUGCAGGUGAAGGAAUCUAUUCUGAAUGAUGAGAAUUAUUGCCCUCCUGAGACGGCAGUGCUUCUGGCUUCCUACUCCGUCCAGGCCAAAUACGGCGACUAUAAUAAGGAGGUUCAAAAGCCCGGCUACCUUGCCAAUGACAGGCUGCUGCCACAGAGAGUUCUAGAGCAGCACAAGUUGACCAAAGAACAGUGGGAAGAGAGAAUACAGACCUGGCAUGAGGAGCACAGAGGCAUGCUCAGAGAAGACUCUAUGAUGGAGUAUCUCAAGAUCGCUCAAGAUCUGGAGAUGUACGGUGUGAACUACUUUGAGAUCAAGAAUAAGAAGGGUACCGAGCUGUGGCUGGGCGUGGACGCUCUGGGUCUUAAUAUUUACGAACAUGAAGACAAGCUCACACCGAAGAUCGGCUUCCCCUGGAGCGAGAUCCGCAACAUUUCCUUCAACGACAAGAAAUUUGUCAUCAAGCCCAUUGAUAAGAAAGCACCAGAUUUUGUCUUCUACGCACCACGGUUGCGGAUCAACAAGCGCAUCCUUGCGCUGUGCAUGGGUAACCAUGAGCUUUAUAUGAGGAGAAGAAAGCCAGAUACCAUUGAGGUGCAGCAGAUGAAAGCUCAGGCCAGAGAGGAGAAACAUCAAAAACAAAUGGAAAGGGCUCAACUCGAAAACGAAAAGAAGAAGCGUGAGCAGGCAGAAAAGGAGAAGGAAAGAAUAGAGCGUGAGAAAGAUGAGCUGAUCGAGAGACUCAGGCAGAUUGAAGAGCAAACGGCAAAAGCACAGAGAGAGCUGGAAGAUCAGACACGCCGAGCUCUGGAACUGGAACAGGAAAGGCAGAGGGCAAAGGAGGAGGCUGAGAGACUGGAGAAGGAAAAACAGUCCGCUGAGGAGGCACGAGCAACACUGGCCAAGCAAGCAGCAGAUCAGAUGAAGACCCAGGAACAACUGGCUGCAGAACUGGGAGAGUUCACCGCCAAAAUUGUCCUGCUGGAAGAAGCAAAGAGGAAAAAGGAAGACGAGGCCAGUGAAUGGCAGCACAAAGCACUGUCAGCACAGGAGGACCUGGAGAAGACCAAAGAGGAACUGAAGAACGUCAUGGUUGCAGCGGUGCCAGCCGUGCCAGCAGGCAGUUCAGCAGAGAACGAGCACGAUGAGCAGGAUGAGAGCAGUGCCGAGGCCAGCGCCGAACUCUCCAGCGAUGGCCUGGCACAUCUAGAUACGGAGGAGGACCGUCUCACAGAAGCCCAGAAAAAUGAGCGAGUCAAGAAGCAGCUCCAGGCUCUGAGCUCAGAGUUGGCUCAGGCCAGAGAUGACACCAAGAAGACACAGAACGAUAUGCUGCACGCAGAAAACGUCAAAGCCGGCCGUGACAAGUACAAGACGCUGCGCCAGAUCCGCCAGGGCAACACCAAGCAGCGAAUCGACGAGUUCGAGUCCAUGUGAGGGGUGCUUUCCCCGACCCAGCCCUCAUUACUGCCCCACUCUCGAAGCUGCAGCCCCGAUGCCUUGGCAGCUGGCUUACAAGCACAGCUUUUUAUAAACCAGCUCAUCCCUGCGCCCCUGUAACCUUUAACCGAUGACUUUUGAUCCCAUAAUUCCACUCUGUAGAGAGGCUAGAGGGAUACGGUCGCCACCUCACUCUCACACUUUGCCAAAGCUCUCGCCGUCCUUGAUCAGCCAAUCAGGCUGCCUAAUUUAAGCUCCUCCCACGCCCUACUUGAAUCGCCUGUUUAGGACAAGCUGUGUAUCAUAUCUUUAUGAACAUUUAAAAUUAUAUUUUCUUUAGAGAAGUUACUAAAAUAAUAAUGUCAUUUAAGGGGGAAAGGAAGGAUAAAGAGCUAAAAGAGAGCUUUUAUCAAAGUCACCGUUUAUUUCUGAUUUAUUAGAAAGUUUGUCCACUCAUGCUUUAUUUACAAUAUCUGGAGUUGCAAAGUGUUUCUUUUAAACGUUUUUCUUCAGUUCUUCCCAUUUUAUUAACACGCUGCUUUUAGUUUCUGCGUAUUUCAUGGUGUAGCAAACUCGGAUGGUGGGUAUUUGUUGGGAUUUUCACCUUUAUUGUCCCCCAGUAAGCACUCUUUUUUUUUUAAGCACUCGUUUUUUUUCGUAGUGGCAGAAAGUGCAAUAAGGAGCCGCAAACGAACGCCAGGAACCGCCGAAGCGCUGUCGGUAAACAGGUGUGAUGAAUGACUUAACCAAAACUGGAUAACCAAAUGGAAGCUAAUGUCUGCAUCAGCUAGGAGUUACAACUCAGUCUUACAUGUGUUGAGAAAUGCCACAUAUUAGUUUAAGGGAAGUUUUAGUUCUAAACUGAGUUUGUUUGUUCACUGUGUGCAGCUAUAGACCACUAGAAUAAAACGGGCCCUCAUUUACUAUCACACACCACGUUUUUGGGAAUAUGUUACACAUGGGGAGGAUGUUAUUGGUCAUGUUAUGUGUUAGUUAAAUAAGAUACGAGUGCAAAACAUAACAACUGUUUAUAUAAGCGGGGCAAACAUUAUAUAUACACAACCAAGUUCACAAGGCCGUGUGAGACGAAGUGUUUUCAGGUAGAAUAAAUUGAAUGUAGAGAAAAUCACAAUUAUUUUAAAACCACACUGGAUCCUAUUAAUAUUUAGUCUAUAGUCAGUUUGGUGUUCGUUCUCAGACUCCCAGCGUUUGGUGCCCGGUCUCCAUUUAGAUGGUUUUCCCUGCCUGCCGGCUCACAAAGGCCUUGCCAUGUCAGAUAGGCAGACAGACCAGCUGCUUGACUGAAUGCAUAAAUGAAGGAAUGAAUGUGUGUUGCUUGCAGAAAUGAGUGUGUGUGUGUGUUUGUGCCCUCACGCAGAUCUGUCUACCUCUCUGUUGUGUGAAUGUUAGUAUUAGUUAGUGAAUGACUGAUGUGCCACUUUUAAGGCCUCUCUGACCGGGGAGCAUAUGAAAACAUCAGUCCUGGAAUUAGGACGGCUCUCUACCUCAUUAAAGCAUGGAGACAGUCACAUUAAACUCUGGGUGUGUUCCUGAGCGCUCUUUAGGCAAAGACCUUCUUGGUAUCCCACAGUUGUGCACUGCUCCCUCGCUGGGGACGACCACUCACAUCUUCAGUUGAAAACUGUACGUAAUAGUAUUUAAAGUGGUAAUGACACCAAACUGCCAUAGAUGUAGUAAGUUAGCAUGGGGUUUGGGAUGCAGACAGAGACUCAUGAGCGACUGAUGUUCCUGUGUACUAAAAAAAAAAAUACAGAUGAAUGCCUCUAUUUUUACUCUUUAGGUUUUGAAAAUAUGGGUAUACAGGGAAAAGAUUUAGGGCUACAUUGUUUACCGUUUUACUCAUGGUAAUGACCUUCGCCCUGUUAGUUGAUGCAAGCUCAAAAAGUUGUACAUAAUCGUACACAGAUUAGAGUAUAGAGGAGCACAAUUUGCAUCACAGCAGUCAAUGCACCAUUCUAAUGGAUCAAUAGCAGGACUAGGCCAAAAUAUAUCCCUGUGAACAUAGCCUUCUCCUAUAGCCUUUAUCUUUUGGUUCUGGUUCUUGGUGUAGCAUUCAUUUUUGGAUCUUGGUAAUUAGAUUCAGAAUUAUUAGCUCAGUAUUGUUUCCAGUUUCAAUCACCGAGUAGUUCUGCUUCAUCGUCACACAGAGCUAAGAUAACGAAACCAAAGCUGUUGCAUCUGUGUGUUGGUUAUGUGCUCAUUGUUUUUUUUAUACGAUGAGAAUAAGUGUAUGUGAGAAACUGCUGAAGUGCAACAGUAGCGCAUUUCUUCUUCAGAAUAGCACAUUGUGAGGAUCAGGUGUAGCAAAUAAGUGUCUCCGAUCCGCAGACGUGUCGGCUGUUCGUCUUUCAGUUUCAUUCUUUCUAUAAUUAACAGUAUUGUGUGUGCACAACAUGAUCAGAUCUGUAAGGUUUUGUGAAAUCAGAUACAUCACAGCUGUAUCCAUGCUGACGAUGUGCUAGAGUUCCUUUCCUGAUUUAUUCUAGUCCCUCACAGGGAUGCGAAAGCAAAAUAAUGUCAGCCUGUUACGCUGCCUGUUUGUGACCUAUAGUUAAUUUUUCAGGUUGCAAAGUUAAUUAUAGCUGGUCCAUAAAUUCCCAUCCCAGGAGAAAAAAGGACACUAGGUCGUUCCUCUAAAAUCUCCUUGAUUAAAAAGCUUUUGAAGGAGCAUUUAGGGGUUUUUGUUGUUGUACUUUUUUUUCUUUUGUAUUUAACUAUGCUAUUUUUGUUGAUUUUAAACAGUCAGGCAAUGUUGGUUCAGAUAUUGACCUUAAAGCCUAAAAGCACUUGUUUUGAUGUUUAGGACACCGAGGAGCUUUACAACUACCCUGCAGUUCAUGUGUCCGCAAACCUAGCAUGUAUUGCCAUAGUAGGAGAAUUAAGUGCUUCCAAAACAUUUAAUGCUUUACAAAUCGAAAUCACCAGCGUUAGCAUGCUAGCCCUCGCUAAAGAGGAAAGAACUGCUACCUUACUGCCACAACGGUGUGAAAAGUUGUGGAUUUUGAGUUAUGGUUUUCUAUUUUUAAGUUAAUUUUGUUGUCCUAUUCAUGGAUGUUGUCCUACUAGCGUUGAAAUUAUUUAAAAGAAAAAAACCCUUCCAGAGCACAGCUGCUACCGCUGCUUUUGUAGCUAGCUGUCAUGUUUGCUAUUUCCCCCCUCAUUUGUUUAUAUAGCUUUCUGUUCUAUAGAAUUAACACAGUGAGGCUUUGUUCAUGACUACAUAUGUUCAAAAUAAAGAUUAAACAUGUA